Molecule: messenger RNA, 3685 nt
Organism: Solea solea (common sole)
Lineage: Eukaryota; Metazoa; Chordata; Actinopteri; Pleuronectiformes; Soleidae
Gene: yes1
Product: YES proto-oncogene 1, Src family tyrosine kinase
Exons: 12
Coding region: 437-2080 (547 amino acids)
Biological process (GO): cell surface receptor protein tyrosine kinase signaling pathway; innate immune response; cell differentiation
Cellular component (GO): extrinsic component of cytoplasmic side of plasma membrane
Molecular function (GO): non-membrane spanning protein tyrosine kinase activity; ATP binding; signaling receptor binding
Source: RefSeq, a predicted model, not a curated record
UCCUCGGUCCUUGUCCUGCUAUUGUUGUGUGUCUUCGAGGGCGACCUCGACCUGAGAGCAGGCGGUGAUUCUUGGAUUUUUUCCAUGGUUUGUUUCGCCGCUUCUCCGCCGUUUAAGCAGCCUUUUCUCAGCCGGCGGUGUCUCCUCGUCUCUACAGGAACACCCGGGAUCCCAGCGGAGGACUUUGGGCUGGUGAAGUAGUAAAUCGGUAUGGGACAGACGGAAGACUGAGAGUCCACGUUAGAGAGAGUGUGCGUGCGUGCUUGCGUGUGAGUGAGUUAGUGAGUGAGUGAGAGAUAUUGCUUGAGUCGGCUGUUUUCACACGUAUCUGGAUUGCUGACGUGAAAUCAAGAAAGAAAAUCUUGCGGUGGAAGAAGAUCAGAGGGCGCAUGUAGCCGCAUUACUACACUGCUGAGGUCGCUUUGAAGGCUUGACGAUGGGUUGUGUCAGGAGUAAAGAGGAGAAGGGCCCAACGCCGAAGUAUCGACCCGACAACUCAAAUGCAACGCCAAUUAACGCCCACUUGGGCCACUAUGGGCCCGACCCCACUCUGAUGGGUCAUUCGCCAGCUAUGAAGACGCACAACAACAGCUACAACAGUAACGCUGUCUCCCUUACGCCCUUUGGUGGGGCAUCUUCAACCAUGACGCCCUUUGGUGGUGCCUCCACGUCCUUCAGCUCAGUGGCUGUGAGCAGUCCCUUCCCCGGUGUCAUCCCAGGUGGUGUAACAUUUUUCGUGGCACUGUACGACUAUGAAGCGAGGACAUCGGAUGAUCUGUCAUUUAAGAAAGGCGAUCGCUUCCAGAUUAUUAACAACACGGAAGGCGACUGGUGGGAGGCUCGUUCCAUCAACACAGGACAGAAAGGCUACAUCCCCAGUAACUACGUGGCUCCUGCCGACUCCAUACAGGCCGAGGAGUGGUACUUUGGCAAAAUGGGCCGCAAAGACGCGGAGCGUUUGCUACUGCUUCCUGGGAACCAGCGGGGAACCUUCUUGGCACGAGAGAGUGAGACGACCAAAGGUGCCUACUCACUUUCUAUCCGGGACUGGGACGAGGUGAAGGGAGACAAUGUCAAACACUACAAGAUCCGAAAGCUGGACAGUGGCGGUUAUUACAUCACCACUCGAGCCCAGUUCGAGGCGCUACAGAAGCUGGUGAAACAUUACACAGAACACGCAGACGGUCUGUGCUACAGGCUGACGACCGUGUGCCCGACAGUGAAGCCUCAGACUCAGGGACUUGCUAAAGAUGCCUGGGAAAUCCCACGGGACUCGCUGCGACUGGAGGUCAAAUUGGGUCAAGGCUGCUUCGGAGAGGUCUGGAUGGGCACGUGGAAUGGCACCACCAAGGUGGCGAUUAAGACACUCAAGCCCGGCACCAUGUCUCCAGAGGCUUUUCUACAGGAGGCUCAGAUCAUGAAGAAACUCCGGCACGAUAAGCUGGUGCCUCUCUACGCCGUGGUCUCUGAGGAACCCAUCUACAUCGUGACUGAGUUCAUGGGCAAAGGUAGUUUACUGGACUUCCUGAAGGAGGGAGAUGGUAGAUAUCUGAAACUGCCUCAGCUGGUGGACAUGGCUUCACAGAUUGCUGACGGCAUGGCGUUCAUUGAGAGGAUGAACUACAUCCACAGAGAUCUGAGAGCUGCCAACAUUCUGGUGGCUGACAACCUGGUGUGCAAGAUCGCAGACUUUGGCCUGGCUCGGCUCAUCGAGGACAACGAGUACACCGCCAGACAAGGUGCUAAAUUCCCCAUCAAGUGGACGGCUCCUGAAGCCGCUCUCUACGGCCGCUUUACCAUCAAAUCAGACGUCUGGUCAUUUGGUAUACUACUGACGGAGCUGGUGACGAAAGGCAGAGUGCCAUACCCAGGUAUGGUGAAUCGAGAGGUACUUGAGCAAGUAGAGAGAGGUUACCGCAUGCCCUGCCCUCAAGGCUGCCCCGAGUCUCUCCAUGACAUGAUGAAGCAGUUCUGGAAGAAGGAUCCAGAUGAGAGGCCCACGUUCGAGUACAUCCAGUCCUUUUUAGAAGACUACUUCACGGCCACAGAGCCGCAGUACCAGCCGGGGGACAACCUCUAGUCGGAUUCCGCGGCGAACACUUGUGCGACAGCAGAGCAAAUAAGAGAGGGUGGAAAAAGGCUGCCAGUGCUUUUGCUGGAGCUGCAGAGAGCGAGGUUUCACACACUAGUCCACGACCACACUGGCAUAACUUACACAUGCAAGGAAAAGAAAAAAAAUGUUCUGAAGUCGAGGUUUUGUCCCUUGUGAAUCUGGGGACCAAAUAUUUUGUGUCCAAGUGUGCAGAUUGGUGCUGUUACUUAAAGCUCUGGGAAUAAAACAUAUGGACAGGCCUCAACACUGUGAUCCGAAAAGAGAGGGAUUUUCUCCUUUUAAUUCAAAUAUACUUGCAGAUGCACAGUUUUUUACUUUUUAAACAAAUUAUAUAUUUGCAAUAUCUGCUCCAGUCUUCCCCCCUUUUAUUUUAUUUUAAUUCAUCGAGAUCCUUUUUUUAUAUGUACGUACAUGAGUUUGGUUUAAAGAUGUGUGUUGAUGACCAACAACUGUGGUUGAAUUGUGAUGCACGUGGCGUGACUGUAAAGAUUUGACAGAGAAGGGUAAGAAGCUGAAGAGAGGAGAGAAACAGCGUUGCUCUACGUGGAUGUGAGAAUGUAGUCGGACGGAACCGUGAUGUUCACGCGAGGUUUGUGGAGGAGGUGUAUUUUCAGCAGGUGCCAUCAGGCGGACGAAUGAGAAAAUCCAAAAGUGAUUUGCGUGAUUUUUUUUUAUUAUUAUUUUAACAUCGAUGUAUGUUGCUUUAUUUGUCUCACUGAAACAGGGAUUUGAAAUCAUAAAAAGGUGUAUUUUGAUAUAUCACCGAUGCAAAAAUGAUCUUGUUUAGUAUUUUAUAAUUGUCUUUUUGUUUUUUUUUUUUAAACGGACUCUUCAGCUGUGAAAAGAUCGAGUGGAUUUCUGUGUGGAAUCGACCUCUCGCUGUUAAAAGACUAACAUGCUUCUCAUUGUUGUCACUCUUGAAUGCAGCUGUUGUGUUUCUGUAACUUCCUGUCAGUAAAAUCCCACCAGCGUUGGACUAAAAAAACAACAACUCAAGUCUCCGUGUCUGCUGAUGGGGAAACGUUUUAUCCAAAACCAGCAGUGCAAAAAAAAAGAAAAAGAAUUUGCUUUCAUUUGUGAAUGCAACUAUGCAAAGCCUCCCAACGACGUUUACUGGAACAUCCCAAAUGGCAUUAGCCCGAUUAUUGAUCUGCGUUUAUUGUUUCCUCGUUUGUAUUUCCCAGCGGUGGAGACGAUGGAUCACUUCUGGAAGGAGGAAAAACAAAGUAGUAGCGGACAAAACAAAGCACCGUGCACACACUGUGAUCCAGAAGCUUUGGUGCUUUUAGUGAUCUACUCGUCCCUUUUGUCGAGGGACUUCCUCAAUCUGUUCAACGUGUGUGUGUGUGUGUGUGUGUGUGUGAUGAGACAUGUGAGAAGAUGCAGUUCAGCAAGGAGCGGACAAAACAAAGAUGUGAACAGUUUAUUUUGUCACUCACAAGAACCUAGUAUGUGAUUGUUCCUAAAGACGGGGAACUAUUGAACUAUUUCAAAAAAGUGAAAUUACUGAGAAUGAUAACUAAUAUGAUUUUUGUACAGGAGAAAAACAAAAAUAAAAGGUUUAAUCAAAGA